UUCCGGAUCCGGAAAUAGGAUAAGACAUUCUAUAUUAUGAAUAGGGAUAAUUACCACCAUAAAAUUAAGCUUGUAGACAUUAUUUAAGUUUUAGAAAUUUGAUUUACUUUUGAUUAUUAUUAUAUACAUCUUUUUAAACUUUUUUAUGCACAUACUUCAGCACUGGAGGGUUUUCGCCACAGAAAGUUGGAAAACUUAUAACCUGUUUAUAACUCACAUGGAAUAGAUUGUUCCAAACAAUAUGUCUGCCCCCAUAGAAAAGGUGUGUGUUCCAGGUCAGAGAAUAUGCAGAUAUGAUGAGAAUGUGGUGUCUGGUAAUGGCACAUACACAAGAUCAGGGUUUGUGCAUGCCAGUCUGGCUGGGUACUUAACUACAAGAUCUGAUAAUGAUCAGGUUAUUGUGGAAGUGAAAACAGACACUGAACUAAACAUUGUGCCAACAGUGGAUGCCGUAGUCACAACAAGGGUCACAAAUGUAAAUCCAAGAUUUUGCAAAUGUUCCAUCUUAAGCGUAGGAUGUAUCACACUUAAAGAACCCUUUAGGGGCCUUAUCAGAAAAGAAGAUGUAAGAGCUACAGAAAAAGACAAAGUAGAAAUGUACAAGUGUUUCCGGCCAGGUGAUAUAGUGGUGGCACGAGUCAUGUCUUUAGGAGAUGCCCAUUCAUAUGUGUUGUCUACAGCAGAGAAUGAACUUGGUGUUGUCAUGGCAACAAGUGAGGCUGGCUCAGGUGCAAACAUGACCCCAGUGAGCUGGUGCAAGAUGAGGUGUCCCAAGACGUUAGCAGAAGAAUAUCGCAAAGUGGCAAAAGUGCAAACAAAUUACAUAGAUUAUUCUGAUACAUGAAUUUUAUAAUAAAUGAUUUUGUAAUGAAA
Molecule: messenger RNA, 873 nt
Organism: Pecten maximus
Lineage: Eukaryota; Metazoa; Mollusca; Bivalvia; Pectinida; Pectinidae
Product: exosome complex component CSL4-like
Exons: 8
Coding region: 242-844 (200 amino acids)
Biological process (GO): RNA processing
Cellular component (GO): cytoplasm; nuclear exosome (RNase complex)
Molecular function (GO): RNA binding
Source: RefSeq, a predicted model, not a curated record